AUGAAGUGGGCCGCUUCAACGCUCCUUUUCGCUGCUGCUGCCAACGCGCACACAAUUUUCCAAAAAGUCUUUGUCAACGGUGCUGACCAAGGUCUCCUUGUUGGUCUUCGUGCCCCCAGUAAUAACAACCCCAUCCAAAGCACUAGCGACUCUGGUCUCGCUUGCGGUGCCUCCGGCUCAAAGUCAUCCACUGUGAUCAACGUCAAGGCUGGUGACACCAUUGGAACGUACUGGCAACAUGUUAUCGGUGGACCUCAAGGAUCCAACGAUCCCGACAAUCCAAUUGCCAAAUCACACAAGGGUCCUAUCCAGAUCUACCUCGCCAAGGUCGAUAAUGCUGCCAGCGCCUCGAGCAGUGGUCAGAGAUGGUUCAAGGUCGCGAGUGAGGGCUUAAGCGGAGGAAGAUGGGCCGUUGAUACGAUGAUCGCGAACAAUGGCAUGUGGAGUUUCAAGCUCCCAAGCUGCAUUGCUCCAGGACAAUAUCUCAUGAGGGGAGAGCUUUUGGCCCUUCACAGUGCUGGAUCCGUGAACGGGGAGCAGUUCUACAUUUCUUGCGCACAAAUCAACGUUACGUCGGGUGGAAGCUUCAGUCCUUCGAGUACAGUUUCGUUCCCUGGAGCCUACAGCUCGAGUGAUCCCGGUAUCUUGAUCAGCAUCUACGGCUCUAGUGGCCAGCCAGACAACGGUGGAAGGGCAUACACGCCUCCUGGUCCCGCAGUCAUCAGCUGCAGCGGUUCGAACAAUGGUGGACAGUCGAGCACCAAUAACAACGGUGGUCAAUCGACAACGACUAAUAAUGGUGGUGGAAGCGGCGCUCCGCUCUAUGGACAGUGCGGUGGACAAGGAUGGAGUGGUCCGACGACAUGCGCUCAAGGAACAUGCAAAUAUUCCAGCCAGUACUACAGUCAAUGUUUGCCAUAA
Molecule: messenger RNA, 921 nt
Organism: Serendipita indica DSM 11827
Lineage: Eukaryota; Fungi; Basidiomycota; Agaricomycetes; Sebacinales; Serendipitaceae
Source: the annotation of a GenBank genome assembly